GCGUAUCUCAUCUUCACAUACACCAACUCUCCAUCAUGCCUCACCAAAAGGCCCAGUUCGAGUCCGUUGCGUCCGACUCCCUGCGGCGCAGGCUCUCCAGCGUGUCGCUGGGGACGCGCCCGGUCGUCACUGGCUUCACAAGUUUGACGCCAAUGUGGGCUGGUAUCGCUGGUAGUCCCUCUCCUAACGAGAAUGGAUUUGAGAUCUCAAUUUCAAUCCACGAUAGCGUGUACAAUACUGACUUUGCCUAUUCUCUGAUCCCUGGACCGGCCGGAAAGAAGAUUGUGGACCCAGAGCAGAUUGAAAGCCAUGUCCUCGAUGCGCUGCGUAAGUUUUCUACCGAGCACUUGUGCAAGUUCCUAGGCGCUGGCGUCACCCUCAGUCUUCUCAAGGAGGCACCCAAUUUAUGUACGCGUCUCUGGCUCGAGAUGGACAUCGUUCCAAUUGUGUUCAAUAUCAAGCCUUACCAUACGGAGAGCCUUACGAGGCCGCACGUCAAGCAUCGUAUCUCCGCCACAAAUAGCAUGAUCAACUCUCAGCUGCAAUCGGGAGCCGAAACGCCGACUAUGCUCUACGCGCCACCCGGUGCACCCGGAUUUCCGGGAGGCCUGCAGGCCGGAGUGACGAGCAAGCUUCCAAUUGUGCGGACGCUAGAUGAGCAGGCAGACUCAGCCGCACGCAAAUGCCUGAUGUACUACGGACCGAACAACAAUCCGCGAUUGACAAUUGGGCCGAGGAACCAAGUUACUGUCGAUGCUGGUGGAAAAAUUCACCUCAUAGAUGACCUCGAAGAGUAUGAAAAAAGUGUCGGCAGGGGAACUUGGAACGCCGUAAACAAAUUUGCAGAUGAACUACGUGAAAAGAAGAUCAAGAUCGGCUUCUUUUCUUCUACCCCACAGGGUGGUGGAGUUGCUCUUAUGAGGCACGCGCUAAUCCGUUUCCUCAACCUCCUUGACGUAGAUGCAGCGUGGUAUGUACCAAACCCGUCGCCGAGCGUCUUCCGGACAACGAAGAACAACCACAAUAUCCUGCAAGGCGUUGCAGCGCCCGACUUGCGUUUGACUCAAGAAGCAAAAGAUAACUUCGACCAAUGGAUUUACAAGAAUGGUUUAAGAUGGACUACUGAGGGUGGCCCUCUUGCAGAGGGCGGAGUUGAUGUCGCAUUCAUAGACGACCCUCAGAUGCCAGGUCUCAUCCCAAUGAUCAAGAAGAGCAGGCCCGGAUUACCCAUUGUUUAUCGUUCGCACAUUGAAAUUCGUAGUGACUUGACCAGCAUCAAGGGCUCUCCCCAGGAGGAAGUCUGGGAGUACCUAUGGAAGAACAUCCAAUUAGCCGAUCUGUUCAUCUCUCACCCGGUUAGCAAGUUCGUACCGAAAGACGUGCCAAUGGAGAAAGUUGCUCUUCUCGGUGCUGCAACUGACUUCCUUGAUGGUCUCAACAAGGAACUGUCACCUUGGGAUUCACAAUUCUACAUGGGUGAAUUCCGUAGCUUGUGUGCCAAGGAGAGGAUGAAUGAGUUGAAGUGGCCUGCACGAGAUUAUGUUGUCCAAGUUGCUCGCUUCGACCCGUCUAAGGGUAUCCCGAAUGUCAUCGAUUCCUACUACAAGUUCCGUCAGUUGCUUAAGGGCACAGUCGACGACGACGACGAAGCGCCACAAUUGCUCAUUUGUGGACACGGUGCUGUUGAUGACCCCGAUGCAAGCAUCAUCUACGACAUGGUGAUCCAGCAGAUUAACAGCGAGCCUUACGUCCAAUACGCAAAUGACAUUGUCGCUAUGAGACUGCCUCCUAGUGAUCAACUCCUCAAUGCUCUCAUGCAGAACUCGAAGAUUGCUCUUCAACUCUCAACGCGUGAGGGCUUCGAAGUCAAGGUAUCCGAGGCAUUGCACACAGGCAAACCAGUCGUCGCAUGCCGCACAGGAGGUAUCCCUCUGCAGAUCCAACACGGCAAGUCUGGCUUCCUUUGCAAGCCUGGUGACAACGACGCCGUCGCGAAGCACCUUUUCGAUCUGUAUACCGAUAAGAAGCUCUACAAAGAGAUGAGCGAGUACGCACGGACGCACGUAUCUGACGAGGUUGGUACUGUUGGCAAUGCAGCCGCUUGGUUGUACCUUGCCGCGGUCCUGACCCGUGGAACGAAGCUGAAGCCGAACGGCGCUUGGAUCAACGACUUGUUGCGCGCUGAAGCAGGCGAACCGUACCAGCCUGGAGAGCCGAAGUUGCCGCGUGAAGGCCUCGACGUUCACGCCUAGACGUCAACCAUAGACGAAGAGAAAUAUAACACUAAAUCGCAAGUUUUGUUUUCUGUUCUGUAAGACCUGAAUUUGUCUGUAUACCUGUACGCUGAUCCCCGUAGCUCCCUUAUCACCCUCCUGCUCGUAGUCUGAAGAAUCUAUACAUCCCUUGUUGUAGACGAUAUAGUGAGAAUCUGUACCUGUCGUGUAGACCAUUGAAUUUUUAUCGCGC
Molecule: messenger RNA, 2466 nt
Organism: Fomitiporia mediterranea MF3/22
Lineage: Eukaryota; Fungi; Basidiomycota; Agaricomycetes; Hymenochaetales; Hymenochaetaceae
Product: trehalose phosphorylase
Exons: 11
Coding region: 36-2252 (738 amino acids)
Molecular function (GO): glycosyltransferase activity
Source: RefSeq, a predicted model, not a curated record